This is a messenger RNA of Haliotis rufescens (red abalone), 3789 nucleotides long. RefSeq names its product partner of Y14 and mago-like. Gene Ontology annotation, biological process: exon-exon junction complex disassembly. Gene Ontology annotation, cellular component: cytoplasm; exon-exon junction complex. The coding region runs from base 12 to 710 and encodes 232 amino acids. Gene Ontology annotation, molecular function: RNA binding. NCBI's taxonomy places the organism in Eukaryota, Metazoa, Mollusca, Gastropoda, Lepetellida, Haliotidae. The transcript has 3 exons. The record is from RefSeq and is a predicted model, not a curated record.
GUCAAUACAAUAUGGCUGUGUCUGAGCGUUCUGGGGUUGUUCGUGAUGAACAAACAGGAGAGUUGUUGAUCCCUGGGAGUCGACGACCUGAUGGAUCCUGGAGGAAGCCCAGGAGAGUGAAGGAAGGAUAUGUUCCGCAGGAGGAAGUACCAGUGUAUGAGAACAAGGGGGUCCAGUGGAUGAAGAGUCGCCCAGACCAUCCAAUAGGCUUGUGCCCAGAUGAUGUGGAGAAGCAUCAGCAUGCCAAGGAUGGCGAACUGCCUCAAGCUCCAAUGUCCAAAGCAGCCAAGAAAAAUGCCAAAAAACGAGAACGAAAAAAAAUGUUGGAACAGCAGAAAGUUGAUGAAGUUUUGAACUGUGUAGAAGACAUUCAUAUUGCUCCAAGUUCUCCCUCCAACUCAGCUGAAAUACCGAAAGAGAAAGACUCUAAAUCCAGUUCCAAACCUAGCAAAAUAUCAGAGAAGUCCACAACGAAAACCGGACAACAAGACAAUAAGGUCCAAGUGGAGUCAGCGCCUGCGACAGAACAGUCCAGUACUGCUACAGACACAGUGAAGAAGAUCAGGAACCUGAAGAAGAAGCUGAAACAAAUCCAAGAGCUUGAGGUCAAGGCCAAAGGUGGCACGGAGCUGAGUCCAGAACAGAAAGAGAAGCUGACAAGGAAAGAAAUACUUGAAGAGGAGCUGAGGGCACUGGAAGCGGCGUCAUGACAACCAGUCGCUGCUGAAGGGAAACGGUCAAGAUAGGAUUAGGACAAAUAGAAUUUGGAUUAUUACAAUAAGGGUUUGGAUAAUGACAAUCAAAGUUACAAGCUGAUAAGUCUCAUGACCUUGUUUAUUUCUUGAUUAUUGAGUUGAAAAAAUAUACAACCUUUUGGUCCAAGUUGAAAUGAGAAUAACAUUUAAAAAUCAAUAAAUGAUCUGUUGAAAGAACUCAGAAAUGAAAUGAACGAAAUUAAUAAUGCAGGUCUUGUAAAGAUGAGUCAAAGCACAACUACGUGUGUUCUGCUACUUGGUAGUAUGUCUUUUACUACGAAGUGGGGUUAUGACUUUAAUGCUGUGAAUUAAGAGGCAUAUCAGUUUAAGAAAUAAUUUUAUUAUUUCACAGGCUAGCAUUUCUUAAACAUAGUAACUGUAGAUAUAUAUGGCAUGUAUAUCAAUGUUUAACUGUGACCUGCACAGACAUAACAUUGUUAACAAUUACCAGGGUGCUUCAUUGGUUAGACAACUAAGUAUGCAAUGUCAUUAAAAUCAGUUCCUUUACUCCGAUUCCUCUCCAUUAACAUCUUUUAAACCCUCCAUAAGAGGUUACAUCAGAUGAAGAUAUGAUUUUAAUGAGAUUGGCUAAAUAUGAUACUACCAACUCCUGUGAUCUCAAAACUAGAAGCGGGACACUGGUGGCCCAGUUGUCUAAGGCACUGUGCAGAGUUGCGUGCUCAUGGGUUUCCUAAAGUGGUAGACGCCCGAGACAUACAUCACUUCAGGCUUUCCUCCCACAUCACGCCGUGAUAUAACUGAAAUACUGUUCAAAGCCGUGUCAUACCAAACUCACUCAAAAAUAUAAUACAUGGUAAAUGGUUACUGUAAAUCUUGAAAUUAAUGCGAGCAUGAAUUAAAUGCGAAAAAUGUGAGUGGUCUUUGUUCACAUUUAUGAAACUUCGCAUUUAUGUCUCCAAAAUGACUAUCAACAAUAAGACAGCACACAGCACACUUUUGAUAGCUGAAAUACCAACUUGAAUAUAUUCACAAACACGGUUUAUUGAGCAGCAGUUGUAACAAGUACAUAACAAUUAACAUGUCAAUUAAAGAAUAGGAAUUGCACAAUAGACAUCCGAUGAGUUGCCACUGCUCGGGUCAAGAGUUUCAAACUAGGCAUCAUUGACCACUCCAGUCAUCGACCACUCCAGUCAUCGACCACUCCAAUCAGUGAACUGUUGUUGGUUCAGUUUUUUUAUUAGUUUUUUUAUUAUUGCCUUUGAACAUCCUUAAUGCCAGUCAGCAGAAUAAACAUAUAAACUGCUUGUUGUUUUUAGAAAAUUCAGUUUAUUGUUAUUACAGAAGUGUUUUACUCAGUGCUAAUAAGUGGUACCAUCUGCUGUUUGAUUGGAUUCAGGUAAGGAUAUGUAUCAUUCCAACGAGGAUGGGGUGGGGGGAGUCACAUUGAUCUUGAGUCGCAUUUUUAGAGUAGGGUCAGCAGUCGUAUAUAUUUGGAGACGCAUUUAUUUCAAGAUUUACAGUAUCUCCCCUUCGUCCAGCUCAGUCUUCAAAGAUCAUUUUUGUACAAUUAACUCAGUUCUUCAACAGAAAAAUAUUCUUCAUCUCAUUUAAAUGUAUAUCCCCAGUAUGGUUUAGCAUCUUGUUGCCAUAGUUACCAACAUUUUCCUUGAUGUGUAUUUUGAAAUUGAUAAACACAAACUGCAUUUCCUGAUAUUUCUUCCCACAGUGUCAACAGUGUACAAUACAGGAAAACUGUGGGUCUCUGGACACUGAUCAUCAGGGAGUCGCCUCCUAGGUAGCUAAUGUUGGAAAGAGGGUGUUCUUAAUGAACAAGUUGUAAAGAUUUUGUAAUGGCUUGCUUGUUGAUCACCUGGGUCUACUGUGGCUUCAUUGACUGUGAGAUACCAGGAGUUGACUCAGACAAGAAACUUACUCAUCAAGUCUUUGAAUGGCAUUUUAGAAACACAUCGGGAAGAGAAGUUAUGGAUGUCAUCUUUUAUAUGAGAAACAGAUUCGGAGUAUACUCAUCAUAAGGUGAAAAAAUGCUUGAUGGCAUUUAUUAGCCUGAUGAAGAAGUAAGUAUAUAUACACUGAAAAAUGGUUAUCCUCUAAAUAAUAAAGAAGUUGACAUCCAUAAAUUCUCUUCCUUUUAAACUUACUCAUGUUUCAUGCCAACUGAUAACAUAUAUGUGAAAAUGUCAGUGUGGCGAAAACAAUGGGUUUCAACAUGUUGCUUGUUUUCAGUGCACCCUUACGGACCAAUUCAGUGUUACUUCUGUCCAGGUACAGGUAGUUUAUUGGUCAAUGUAGCGUUACAUCCUGUAACCAUGGAAACAAUGCAAACUGAUAAAUCUAUGAGAUACGAGGCAAAAGAUUCCCAUGUCCAACGUAGUGUCCUUCAGCAACCCAUGCUUGUCCUGAAAGGCAACUAUGCUUGCCGUAAAAGGUGACUAUGCUAACGGGAUCGGGUGGUCAGGCUUGCUGACUUGGUUGAUGCAUGUCAUCGUAUCCCAAUUGCAAGGGUCGAAGCUCAUGAUGUCAAUCACUGGAUUGUCUAGUACAGACUUGAUUAUUUACAGACUGCUGUCAUAUAGCUGGAAUAUUGCUGAGUGUGGCGUUAAACAAGAAACAAAGAACAUUUACAAAAUAUGAAGUGGAAAUGGUGAAGCAUAGGUACAUGACGGGAGGGGAGGGGAGGGGGAAAUAUCCAAACCAGCUAAAUGUGCAAGAAGACAUACAUACGUAAUAUAAACUCAUGUUUUCUGCUUGAUAUAUGAUUAUCAUAUCAAUGUUCAUUUUGUUAUUUGAAUGAUGAGAUUUGGUUUUGUUAUAAAGAUAUUGUCAAAAGUAGUCCAAUAUGUAGGAUAGAUAUUUCAGCUAUCGAGUACGUUGUCCUACUGUAUGUCAGUCUGUCUUGUAGUUAACACAUUGAAAGCUCCAGAAUUCAUGUUGCCAGAGAAAAGUGGUUUCAAUCUUUGUUCUGUUGCAAAGUCAUGUUGGUCCUCAUUCAUUAAAACCAUCCAAGACACAAACUGUCAAUCAUGAAUUGAGAAGAAAUAAAACAUUUUUGCAA